CAGUAUACCAAACGUUUAAUCCUUUCUUUCGCUGUUUCAAGAUGUUUUGGGCUAUUGUUUCUCUCUAUGGAUUCCUGUUCUUUCAGUUGACAUUAGGUGCUUUAGAUAAUAGAGGAACCGAAUUUAUUAUUACCUUCAUGGACAACAAAAUCUUAGAAAACAGAGAUAUUCAGCCAGAAAUCUUCAUUACAACAGCGAAAACCCACCUAGUUCACGUGACUGUGACGUCUCCGGGUGUAGGUAGUUCUCACCUUCAUGAAACAUUUUCUAUCACAAAUGGCCACGUGAAACGUGUCGCAGUGGAUACAAGCUAUCGUUUGAACCAAACAGAGCUUAGCAAAAAAGGUAUUCUCAUUCAAGCAGAUGAUGAAAUUGUUGUUUAUGGAGUGAACAGGGAGGUGUAUUCCGACGACGGUUAUUUGGCUUUGCCCACUGAUGUUCUUGGUACCGAGUAUUACACUAUGUCCUACAGCCCAUCUUACUAUUAUUGUGUUUUUGCUGUCAUUGGGGUUCAAGACCAAACACAUGUUUCAAUACACCUUCCAAACACACCUCAUCUGAACGUUACAUACAAGGGCCAUAGGUAUCUUAAGAACGAUUGGAUCAAUGUGACUUUAGACAGAUUUAGUACAUUUGAAAUCCACGCUGUUCCAGAUCUCAGCGGAGCGCAUAUAAUAUCCGAUAAACCUGUUGGUGUAUUAAGCGGAAACAAAAAGGCAGUGGUUGGAAACACUGGUGGUUCACGUGAUCAUUUAGUCGAGAUGCUGCUUCCGGUAUCAUCCUGGGGCAAGAAUUAUGCUACUGUCCCUAUUCCAGAGAGAACCGUGGGAGACAUUUUCCAGUUCCUUGCCAGCGAAGACAACACCCAUGUUAAUGUAACAGGUGUUAUAAAUGGCAAAGCAUUCCAUGACCAUUUUGUCAUUCCAAAGGCGGGUACUUACGUCAAAAAAGAAUACAGUUCUGCACUGUAUUCCCACGUGACAUCUGACAAACCAAUAUCUUUGUUUGAAUUUUCCCUGACACAGAAAGGAGGCACAGAUUUGGCAGACCCUGCUAUGUUGAUUGUACCCCCCAUAGAACAGUAUGCAGCUGACUAUACCUUCACCACACCGGCUUAUUCAAAGGGACAAUAUACAAAUUACUUUAUGUUCGUAGUAGACGCUUCCCAAAAGAACGGCUUACGACUCGAUGGCAAGCCUUUGCCAAGUAACCAACACUAUGUGACGAUACCGGGAAGUCAUUUAGUUGCUGGUUUUCAUAAGAUUCCUGUAGGGACUCAUUCUGUUACACACACAAAUCCAACUACGGUUAUCGGAGCAAUUCUUUUUGGCAAAGCAAACCUUGAAUCAUAUGCCUUCCCCAUUGGUUUACUACUCACCCCAGUCAACACGGGAUGCCGUGCUAAAACGAUGCAGUACGGAGAUGAAAUAGACAAUGAUUGUGAUGGGGAGAUUGACGAAGAAAGGGCAGAUGGAAAAGACAAUGACGGAGAUGGUCGUAUUGAUGAAGAUUGCGAUGCAUUCCACCCAAAUUCCGUCCCAGUUGUUGGAAAACGUGGGUUUUUAUAAACGGUAAAUGGGGAAAAAAAAUCUGAACAGGCAGUUUGUUAGAGUUGUCUUUCCUUCGAUUUAUUAUUUUAUUAUAUAAGCUCGACGUCGUCAUGGUUGAAAAAUGUAGAUUUAAAUAAUUAAGAUGUUGAGGCAAUUUGUAUUAACAUCUAAGCAGUGUAACACUGAUGAAAUCGCAUGAAAGUACAGUGUUACCGAUUGUGCAAGGUAAAUGAUAGGAAAGCCAGCUUUUAUACAAGAAUGUGACGUAGACCGCGUGGCCUAAUGG
Molecule: messenger RNA, 1836 nt
Organism: Saccostrea cuccullata (small rock oyster)
Lineage: Eukaryota; Metazoa; Mollusca; Bivalvia; Ostreida; Ostreidae
Product: IgGFc-binding protein-like
Exons: 5
Coding region: 42-1568 (508 amino acids)
Source: RefSeq, a predicted model, not a curated record